Aspergillus pseudotamarii is the source of this 2187-nucleotide messenger RNA. RefSeq lists its product as uncharacterized. Gene Ontology annotation, molecular function: DNA binding; zinc ion binding; DNA-binding transcription factor activity, RNA polymerase II-specific. The transcript is spliced from 5 exons. The record is from RefSeq and is a predicted model, not a curated record. NCBI's taxonomy places the organism in Eukaryota, Fungi, Ascomycota, Eurotiomycetes, Eurotiales, Aspergillaceae. Gene Ontology annotation, cellular component: nucleus. Bases 1 to 2004 code for a protein of 667 amino acids. Gene Ontology annotation, biological process: DNA-templated transcription; regulation of DNA-templated transcription.
AUGCUGCGCCGUGUGGCUGACGGAUCAGACUCCAGCGCGGCAUCUAUGGAGGACCGUAGCGGCGACCGUCGCAAAUCGCACUCUUCUUCCAUCAGCAAGAAAGAACGCGCUUUGAAGACCUCUGGAAGAUUAGCCUGUGAUAUUUGUAGAGAACGAAAGGUCCGCUGUGACCGGGGGGAUCCCAAAUGUGGCCGUUGUGCGCGGCUUGGCUACGACUGCAGCUAUACGGGACGGAAGCGAUAUCGUGCAGCUCAAGCGGACAUGCCACGCCAAUUAUCUGAAUUACAGAACCGACUAGAAGCCCUAUUGCGGACAACACCCUCGACAACAUCCACUGCUACCACCGCUCAGCCGCUUACCCCCCAUGUAGACGUAUCCUGGCCAUUGAUGACGCCUUCAGAGCGGCUAGGUGACCAUGAACGGCUAAUGCAGCAGCUCCAGCGCCAUGUCACCCCACAAAUUGAUCGUGCGUUUGAGGGAUGUGACAUGUUAGCAAACCUGACGGGGGAUAUUCCCGAUUUUUGGGGAGUAAUGGAUCCAACUCUGACUCCUGAUGCUCUUCCAAUCCUGUCGGGUGAUACUCACCUUCCAAAUCCAUUCGAGAGUGGCUAUCUCCCUACUGGGAGCGGUAGCUCUGUUCCUUCUGCUUUCGAAAGCUCUCUCUUCUCCUCAACCCAUGAGCUAGAGGAACCCAUCCCACUGUCCGAUCUUGCCGUCCUACACCAUAAAUACUUCGAUGUUUUCUAUCCUGUUUUACCAAUCUUAAAUCCAUCGCGAUUUCACCGAGAAUGGACCCAUGAUCCAGGCUCCUCCCGUAUUCGGGGCCUAAGUUACGCUGUGGCCCUGAUCGGCGCAACGAUCACCCCAGAAUACGUCCAUCUACAAUCACCUUGCUACAACAAUGCGCGCAAAUACAUCGAACUCUGUGAGCGCGACGACGACGAAACGUAUAUUAUGAGUCUAAAUUCUUUUCAAGCGUUAUUAUUCAUUGUUCGCUACGAAUUGACCAAAAAGCACUUUGUCCGCGCUUGGAUGACCCUCGGCCGCGCUGUUACACUGGCUCAAAUCCUCAACCUGCAUCACAUAGAUAGCGGCGACGCAGCUCAACAGCAGCGCACAGGGCCUGAGCAGGAUGCCACCGAAAUAGGAUUAGCCAGCGUCACACGCGAUCCGGCCUCGCUGGAGGAGAUUCGUCGUUCUUUCUGGUCCUUAUACAUAUUCGAGAGCUAUGGGAGCGUUCGCAUUGGUCGACCUUGCACUCUAGACGAGGACAACUUGUAUAUCUUUCUUCCGUCCCCUGGUGAACUCAACGAGACAUUUCUGCCUAGCCCGAUGCCCUUUAUCAGCGACCCUACAAAACUUGCUGGGGUCGGUUACUUGACCUCCUAUGCCGCGGUGACCGUCAUGGUUAAGCUUGCUCGCCUGUGCUUUGAGCACGUUAGUAUUCUCUCGCGCAGUGUUAGCGACUCGGGAUUCUGGGACCGCCAUUACCGCCUAGUUAAGACAAUUAAUGACUACACCUCCAUCUUCCAACGAUACCUGACUGCUAAAGCCGUCCGUGAAGAUCCGUUAGCGUUUUCACUGCACCUCAAUCUAUGCGCAACACACAUUAACCUCCAUGAGGCAGCGAUACGGAAGGUUGAAGAGCAAGACUUGCCCAAGCUCGUUGCAGCUGAAAGUCGUAAGUGUAGUACCGCCGCAGCCUUUAAGAUUCUCGGAGCCAUUCGCAUGAACUGGCCUGUUCAGCGGUCGGAGCGUGAUCACUUCACGCUCCAGGCGACGUUCAUUGGCUGGCCCAUUUCUAUGAGCCUAAUUGCCCUAAGUCGCAGUCUAGCCAAUGGUGACACGACUCCUAUCGGUAUCGUUGACUCCCUGCGCUUGCUACGCGCCGCUCUGGACCGUGUUGAGGAGCCUGAUGGGUAUUGGCACCAAGCAAGCAGUGCUGCGGUGACUGCCUUGGCGAAAUGGGAUGAAUCACAACACGAGUCCCGUUCCGGGGAAUGAUCCAAUGUUCCUUGAUUUGCGUUGAGUGGGCUAUGUUACCCGUGGAUAUGGCUCCAUGGUCUUCCCUUUGACCGAGCAUAACCCAAGCUUAAAUGGGCAGACCUCAAGAUUCCUCUGAUCGAGGAUCACAGAAAAAGCGCACUGACAACAACGGGACCUAAGAUUUGCAUUCAGAUUUCACAU